Melampsora larici-populina 98AG31 is the source of this 708-nucleotide messenger RNA. RefSeq lists its product as uncharacterized. The coding region runs from base 1 to 708 and encodes 235 amino acids. The record is from RefSeq and is a predicted model, not a curated record. NCBI's taxonomy places the organism in Eukaryota, Fungi, Basidiomycota, Pucciniomycetes, Pucciniales, Melampsoraceae. The transcript has 3 exons.
AUGUCUGAGAAUGUCGACUCCAGAGUGUUCGGCGAUCAGAUUCAAAAAUUGGAUUCCGUCAAUAACAUCAGAACUCGUAACCAUCUCACCGAUCCAGCCGAUCCUUGUGAAAUCAUCUACGAUCCAUUCAAAUGCUGGAACUUCCUCAAGUCUUAUCAUAAUCGAGUCUCAGAAGACAAACUUGAAGCUGUCACGAAGGCUCUUUAUGGCUGUCAAAUUACUAAAGCCGACUCUCUUUCUUCUUUCGUUGAUAAGUUUGAAAAUCUCAUUAGAGAAUUUUAUCGCCUAAAGGGCGAACUUUCAGACAUUCAAUCAGCCAGAAUGUUGAUCGGUGCUAUCCCUUCACUGUCGAUCGAGACAAAGGAGUAUAUUCAUAAUACCGUUGUCCCGUUAACUCGUGAAGGAGUUGGGACUUAUCUCCGAAAAUACGAAGAACGACACGGAUGGAGCAGUGCUGCUAUCCGAGAAGUCAACGCUGUAUCAGUUCGCCCGACCAAGAAAGUUUCUGGUGAAUGCACUCCUGAUGAGUGUUACGGUCCACAUCUUGCGAAGAAUUGUUGGUCGAAACCUGAAAACGUGGAUAAACGACAGGCGUUUCUCUCCAAGAUUCGAGGAAAAACCGGGGGUGGAACCGCUAGCUCUUCAGCGCCUCAACGACCUAAAUCACCAACUGUCAAAGGUGUCAAGAAAGUCUUUGACUCGAUUUAG